This is a messenger RNA of Rhipicephalus sanguineus (brown dog tick), 4078 nucleotides long. RefSeq names its product UMP-CMP kinase 2 (gene Dak1). Lineage: Eukaryota; Metazoa; Arthropoda; Arachnida; Ixodida; Ixodidae. Gene Ontology annotation, molecular function: UMP kinase activity; ATP binding. The transcript has 8 exons. The coding region runs from base 263 to 988 and encodes 241 amino acids. Gene Ontology annotation, biological process: UDP biosynthetic process; CDP biosynthetic process; 'de novo' pyrimidine nucleobase biosynthetic process. The record is from RefSeq and is a predicted model, not a curated record. Gene Ontology annotation, cellular component: cytoplasm; nucleus.
CCAACAGUGCGCUACCGGUUUCGUAUUCUUCCCGCUUUCCUGCUAACCUAAUUACAAUAAAUCGCCUUCCAACUAACCGAAGGUAGGCUGCGAAAAUAAGCGAUCGAGUUGCACCACCGGAGACUGUCCGCAACGUUCUGUGCGUCUACACAACAGAGGCAAAACAUUGCCGAAGCUUUAAGAAGCAGUUGUUGCAGGUUCGGGGUGGUCAUGGCCUUGUUGGCAUCGCUCUUCGGCCUCUUCGUUUGUUUGUCGCCGUGCGAUGCUUGUGUCUAUCGCUACUAGCAGCAUUCGCGCGCUCCACUGCUCGAUUGAGCGUUUCCUGCCGGCCCCGGGAUUGUUGACACGUGUCAUCGGCGGCUGCAAGGCGUGGGGUCCUCUGAAAGCUAUGUCUGGUCCCAAACCGAACGUGGUCUUCGUUCUGGGACCUCCCGGUUCGGGCAAAGGAACUCAAUGCCAGAAACUAGUCGAGAGAUUCGGCUACAAGCAUCUGUCCGCCGGAGACCUUCUGCGGGAGGAGAAAGGCACCCCUGGCUCCCAGUUCGGAGAGGUCAUUGACCACCACAUUCGCAAUGGCACCAUUGUGCCCGUGGAGAUAACGUGCCGCCUUCUGGAUCGGGCAAUGCAGUCGAGUGGGAAGAGUCACUUCCUAAUCGACGGCUUCCCACGCAACAAGGACAACCUGGACGGCUGGAACCGCGAGAUGUCGGACCGCGUCAACCUGCAGUUCGUCCUCUUUCUCGAAUGCCCCGAGGAGGUCUGUGUGCAGCGAUGCCUCAACAGAGGCAAGGCGGGCAGUGGCCGCACAGACGACAACAUCGAGAGCCUCCGCAAGAGGUUUAAGACUUACACGAAUGACACACUUCCAAUUGUGGAGUACUACGACAAGCAGGACCUGGUCCGGCGGGCCGACACCAGCUGCAACGAUCCCGAUGAGGUAUUCAAGGGUGUUGCAAAGCAUUUCGAACCUUAUGAAUCCACGAAGUGAAGACAAGCAGCUUCAGGCUGGGCGUGUUCCCGUGUUUACAUAGUUGAGAUUACAACCUAUAUAUGAAAGGAUUAUGCAUUCUUUUAGCCUCUUUGGACAAAUUUUGUGACACUCUCGCUUCAAGCUAGACUGUGUUAAGAGCUCUGCCGCGAUUAACGGCAUAGCGUGGCAUUUACAGUGUUUUUCUGCCUUCCUAAAUCGCUUGCUUCUUUCUACGUGCGCUUUGCUCUUUUGUACGCUGCAUCGCACAAUGGACCAAUUGACGUUCAAGGCGCACUUUUGAAAGACACGAUCUGCUGCAUUGUCAAGGGCAUUUUUUUUAGACUUGUACAAAACUGAGGGUCGUUUUUAGACAGGACUAGUUGACCAAUGCUCACCGUAAACGUCUUAUUGCUGGCCCAGUCAUACUAGAAGCACCAGAAAAUACCAGCUUGUUCUUACAGGGGCGCUGGCAUGAAUUUUAGAACGUGGGUUUACUGUGCCAUACAAAUCUCCUGUAUACAGAGAUGGCUCUGCGCUAGUGUGAAGCUCAGUAAAUGCUGAUAAGAUCAUUUAUUUUGACAUUAAAGUCUAUUUUCGCAUGGCGCACCUGCUGACAUCGGCACUAGCAUGACGUCAGGCUACAGUGUCAAUACUGGUGACUUCAUUACCAGUAUGGCUAGUUGUUACACUAGUUGCGAAGACAUCGGGCACCAAAACAUUCAAAAUGGCCGCUUGUCACCAAAUAUAUUCAAAAUGGCCACUUGUGCGUCACUAACAGAGCUAGGGUAGCAGCUGUGGAAACAUCACACUAUCUUGCGGAAACAUCACACUAUCUUGCGCGAGCAUGUGACGAGAAGCGCGCACCGUGUUGUGACAUCAGGGUACAGUAGGAACCGAAACUAGCUUUUAAAAACAUACUGUAAUUACUUUUUCAGGGUGCACUCAUGUGUACCAUUACAUUUUCCAGGCUCUGGAGGGCUUGGCCUUUCAUUUGACGCACAAAAAGAACUGAGAAUUUUUGUGCCAGUACCCCUAUAAAGGGGCCCUGCAACACUUAUCCAAGUAAUCAUCUAAUGGCUUCAUUAAAAGAGCUUAUUGCCUCUCGAAUGAACCACCACAAAUAUUUUUAGAAUCCGUCAAGUACGAGUGGAGUUGCAGGGAUUUGCCGCAUGUUUUAAGCGCUUUCUCUCUCCUUUCGUACCAGCGGGCACGCUGAAAACUAUGCAGCGAGGGGAAUGACAAGGGGGCAAGAAGAUCCGUCCCUUUGUCAGCGCACGUCAUGGCGUUGAGCACUUGUCAUUUUUUCUUCAAACGCGCAGCUUACUUAGUGUGAUCGCGAGUGGGCACGUGGCGGCAUCCCGUGGUGGCCAUGGUAACUAUGCAGCACACGAUGCUCAAACAGCCCAUGGCCGUGGACUUUGGGUAUAUGGUGCAGUAAUUUGGGUAUAUGGCACCAUUUACUGAGAAAGAGGGCACAAUCUCUAGCUGACUGAGAAUUAAUUCUAAAUUCCAGGCCGCAUGCUGCGCUAUAAUGUUUGGCUCGCAUGUUCUCAGGAGCCUUGACUACCGAUCGGCAGAGUUUUCUGACCAUGCUGGAAAAUGUUGCUUGGCUCCUUUAAGAGGGUGGUGGAUUAGGCUGAUUGGUAAGCUGCGAUUCUUGGUGCUAAGCAAAAGGCAGCGUCACAUAGACAGUCACUGAUCUUUGUUUUUCUCCUGUUGCCUUUUGCUUAGCACUGUAGUUCUUGCUAUAGUAAUCAUUACAUUUCCUUGUCGUGCACUUAAGAUUUGUCUAUGCUUCAGUGCGAUUGAGGCCUAUGUGUUUGCGGGUGGCAAUGGUCAGUAAUUCAUUACCCAGUGAGGCGGGCCCCAUAGUGCACAAAAGUGCAUGUGGGUGCUUGAGAAAAGGUGUCAGAAUGCUACUACUAAGUCAUUUGCUGUUCUUCUUAUUGAGAUGAACGAUGUGAGACUAGGUGUACACACUCUGCUGUUAUGCUGCACUGUUUGUUUAGGAAAGGGUAUUCUAAGGUUUCUCUUAUUUUAUAAGGCGCAGCUUUUGCUAGUUCUUUGUAUCCUGGAAAGUGUUGCCACAUCAUACCCUCCAGAACAUGGUGUGAGCUUGGCAUAUUGCAGUUGAGUCCCUGUGUUUGUCAAUGCCGAGAGAUUCAGCUUUGUCAACAGGCUUUCAAUCUAACCAGAUACAGCUAAUUCUGCACUGUAAAAAAUUGAGAAAAAAACAUUGUAGUGUGGCUACCCUACCACUAUAUCCUCGGCACUGAAAUUAGCGUACUGUAUUUUCUCACAACUCGCUUGGAGCAUGAAACAAAGAAAUUAGUUUGACAUUGAAUUUGGGUGCACGUCCAGGUGCACUUGUGACACACAAAUGCUGCCUUCAAGUGCCAGCCUCACGGCUGCCUGGCUUUCAUUAGUGAAUGACACGUACCACUAAAAGAAUCUGAUUGACAUGGGGCUACACCUAAAGGCAUCGCUACAAAGCCCGACUUGUCACCAAAGCCAUAAUUCAGAUGGUGAUUACGUCAUAUAUUAUAUAACCAUAUUGUUUCGAAAACAUUUUGUGCUGGCCACAUUAUCGGGCAACUAGGCCAAAAAGCACUGCUCUUGAAGUUCAUUGACGUGAAUGUGCAUUUAAAGACACAAUUAGCAUCUACCGCGCUUGGCAUUCAAGUAGAGCUCUACUGGUUGGUGAAAAGCUGCUAUUCACGUACUGACUGCAUAAUGCACAUAGGCAUAAUGCUUUGGGAAAUCUUUUUUGUGCUGGCAAGGUGCCAGUCUACUUUUAUAGAAAGAGAUGAACACAGACACAUGCCAUUCUCUCAUUUUUUUUUUCUUUCGUCCAGAGUUGCAAUCUAGCAAUACCUGGCCCAUGUUUGAUGCUAUUGCAGCUUUUCUUUUAUGGCUUAUAGCCCAAAGCGGGAAGUACGGCACUGCUGUACAGGCUCUCCUGGAGCUAUAUUUUGGGAAUUACACACUCGUGGUAGGAAGUAUGAGGCACUGAUUCUGUAACCAGUAUUACCCGGUUUACAUUGCGAUUUGUCUGUGCUGUAGGUUGUAGCAUUGUGUAUUGCUUGUACAAUAAAUGUAUUGUGUGUA